UUCGACGGGUGAAACGGGCUCUAUUUCCACACUUUACCUGUCUGCCGACGCACCCUGCUCCCCUUCUACCUCCACGCCCGAACCUCCUCCGAGCUAAGUGAAGAGUUCCAAAACCCUAGCCAUGCAGAAGCAGACGGGCAAGACCGGUGGAGGCGGCGGUUCCGCCGCGGCCAAGCGCGGCCGCCCGUUCGGAAGCACCACCGGCAGCGGGGCUGCAGCCGCGGCCGCCGCGGCUGCCGUCGGCGACCCGGCGGCGCCGGCCGCCCUCGUCGGACCUUCCCUCCAUGUCCUCACGGCUCUCUCCGAUCAGAACAAUAAAAGAAUUGUCCUUGCAUUGCAAAGUGGGUUGAAGAGUGAGAUAUUAUGGGCAUUGAACGCCCUCACAGUACUCUCUUUUAAGGAGAAGGAUGACCUCCGACGGGAUACAACACCUCUUGCUAAAGUUCCUGGGCUAUUGGAUGCCCUCCUUCAAGUUAUUGAUGACUGGCGAGAUAUUGCAAUUCCUAGGGACCAUACAAAACCACCAAGAGUAAGAACUUUGGGUGUCAAUACAACAAUCUCAGGAUUUGGUCUUGAAAAUGUUGGGAAAGUAUACUCGGACAGCACCACUCCUCCAAAUGAUCAAUCAAAGAUAGAGGGCUCCACUAUCACAAAGAAGAGAUCUGCAGGAUUUUUGUUUGAUGAAGAUGGUCUUUUUAAUAUUGAUGAUGAAGGACGGACAGAGAGGCAACAGUGUGCUGUUGCGGCUUCCAAUAUAAUCCGCAAUUUUUCUUUCAUGCCAGAAAAUGAGACUAUCAUGGUCCAGCAUAGACAUUGCUUGGAGACUAUAUUUCAGUGCUUAGAAGACCAAAAUGCAGAAGACGAUGAGCUCAUAACAAACAUGCUGGAGGCCCUUGUUAAUUUAGCCCCUAUUCUGGAUCUGAGAAUCUUCAGCUCGUCAAAGCCAUCAUAUAUUAAAAUGACUGAGAAAAGCGCAGUUCAUGCCAUAAUGGGCAUGCUUUCCUCUUCAAUAAAAGCAUGGCAUUGUGCUGCUGCUGAAUUGAUUGGGCGGCUGAUAAUCAAUCCAGACAAUGAAUCGUUCCUUGUUCCUGUGAUUUCACAGAUAUACAGGAGAUUGGUUGAUCUGUUGAGCGUGCCAGCAUUUGAUGCACAGGCUGCUGCUGUUAGCGCCCUCUACAACGUAUCAGAAGUGAACGUGGAUUGUAGGCUGAAGCUGGCUAGUGAGCGAUGGGCUGUGGAUAGGCUUCUAAAGAUCGUGAAGGCACCACACCCUGUGUCGGAGGUCUGUAGGAAAGCAGCGGUGAUACUGGAGAGCCUCGUCUCGGAGCCUCAAAACAGGAUGCACCUCCUGGUUCACGAGAAUAACUUUGCGGAGAUCCUGACGUCGGAAGGGAAAUACUCGGACACGUUCGCUCGGAUUCUGUACGAGCUGACUGCGAGGCCGAGCAACAAGGUGACGUCUGGGCAAGCUAUCUGGGGAAACAUAAACUGAUGCAUGUGUUGACCCCUUGACGUGUUGUUAAAAUCUAGGUGCUUUUAUGCUGAGGUAUCAUUUUAGUUUCUGACUGCAUGUGGUAACAACCUACUAGCUGUAUUUAGCUCCAUUUGAUAUGUUUGUUUUAGAACUUUGUUGAAGCAAGGUCUUGGUGGCACUGUGUCAGAACGCAGCAUGUCUCCUGUGAUAUAUGUAUACUGCUAGAAUACAGUCCGGCCGGUACUCUUUUUUCUUGAUCUAAGGAAGCGUAUCAUUGCA
Triticum urartu is the source of this 1753-nucleotide messenger RNA. It is a transcript of the gene LFR, whose product is annotated as ARM repeat superfamily protein. Gene Ontology annotation, biological process: regulation of transcription by RNA polymerase II; chromatin remodeling; positive regulation of DNA-templated transcription. Gene Ontology annotation, cellular component: nucleoplasm; SWI/SNF complex; brahma complex. NCBI's taxonomy places the organism in Eukaryota, Viridiplantae, Streptophyta, Magnoliopsida, Poales, Poaceae. Gene Ontology annotation, molecular function: nucleosome binding. The record is from RefSeq and is a predicted model, not a curated record.